CUGCUACCACCACCAUCCUCUUUUGGAAGCCAUAACAGCUCAAGCUCAAAUUCAAACAUGUCUAGCCCCAUCAGUGAAACCUUCAACACCAUUCAGGAGUCCCAGCCCAAUGAGGUAGAGGACAAGGGAAGCCCAAUGUCAAUGUCUGAUCAAGAUGCACAGGAAGUUGCUGCAAUUGAAGAAAGUUAUGAAGUUGCCACACGCGUCAAGAUUAUGAAGGCCAGGAAAGAAGGAAAGAUGCGUGCUGCCAGUGUCCCAAGUGAUGAAGAGAGUGAGGCACAGAUGACUGAUGAUGAAGAGGAGAGCAGCACAGAGGAGAGCAGCGCAGAGGAGAGUGAGGCGCAGAUGACUGAUGAAGAGGGUAACAACGCCAACGAGAGCAGUGAGGAGGAGGAGGAGGAGGAGAACAUGAGUGACUCCAGUGAAGAUGUUGCACUGAUGAGCAAGGUAAAGAAAUCUGCUUCAGUGAAGGUCAACAAGAAGGUGCAGAAGAUCCUUGUGCCCAAGCCAGAAGAGGCAGACAUGCGAAGCCGUUACACUACUUUCCAGACGGUGUACAGGCUGCUGAAGGACGCCACCAUUGGCUACUUCACUGUGACUGUCGCUCCCAUGUCAAAGAGUGACAACAUCAGACUUGAUCCUCAUGCUGGCGGUCCCACUCUGGCUCGCAACACUGUCAACCUUCGCACGCUCGACGAGGGCCAUGUUGGGCGUAUUCUCACCAGUAUGAAGAGGCAGUUUGAGGGGCUGCUCGACGAGAAUGCACCCAUUCUUGCAGUUGAACGUGAAUGGCUUUCAAUUCCAACU
Messenger RNA from Fomitopsis serialis, 807 nucleotides. RefSeq lists its product as uncharacterized. The transcript is spliced from 9 exons. The annotation marks the transcript as partial. NCBI's taxonomy places the organism in Eukaryota, Fungi, Basidiomycota, Agaricomycetes, Polyporales, Fomitopsidaceae. The record is from RefSeq and is a predicted model, not a curated record.